AUGCUUAUGCCACCUGAGCUGAAGCUUGCCAAAGAAAAUUUUAUAAAAAACUUGGAAUCUCUUGUGGCAGACAGUCAAGCUGUAGAAAAAAUACAGUUAUCCAACAAUAGCAGUGAUUGGCUAGCAUUGAGAAAAUUUUUACUGACUGCUUCGAAUUUUGGUAGAGUGGUUAAAAGAAAAAAAAGACCAGAGAAUUUAGUAAAAGACGUUUUAUACAAAGACAACAUAUCAGAUAUAACGUCUAUAGCACACGGGAUAAACAAUGAGAAAAUUGCGUUAGAGCAACUGUCAGCACAAAAUAAUAUUUUCAUAGAACCCUGUAGACUAUUUGUGGAUAACAAGACUUGUUCACAACAUCAGCCCAGUGUUGCAAUCAAAGGCAGCUUUAUCCAUAAUUGUCAGAAUCAAAGACAGCUAAAUCCAAUAGUUGGUAUCAAACACAGUCCCGAUGGAAUAGUGGAAGUCAAGUGUUCAGUAGCUCCGGGUAAAGUUGGAAUGGACGAAGCCAUCAAAACAAACAAAAUACAAAUUUACAAACACAAUGAAAAAACGAAUCAAACUGUAAUAAAUAAAAACAGCAAUUGGUUUUUCCAAGUUCAAGGCCAGCUUAUGAUUGCUGGCCGUGAAAAAUGUAUUUUCGACAUUUGGGGAGUGAGAAGGAACCAAUCAAAUAAAGAAAGACGAAAAAUUUUCGAAGGAAACAAUGGAACGAAAGUUGGUAGAGUUUUAUAUGAAUCAAAUACUACCUGA
Messenger RNA from Pieris macdunnoughi, 750 nucleotides. The record is from the annotation of a GenBank genome assembly. NCBI's taxonomy places the organism in Eukaryota, Metazoa, Arthropoda, Insecta, Lepidoptera, Pieridae.